Molecule: messenger RNA, 696 nt
Organism: Podospora anserina S mat+
Lineage: Eukaryota; Fungi; Ascomycota; Sordariomycetes; Sordariales; Podosporaceae
Exons: 1
Molecular function (GO): ubiquitin binding
Source: RefSeq, a predicted model, not a curated record
ACCGGCACCCUCCACCUCGGCAAAAAACCCGGUACCGCCGACUCCCUCCUGAGAGAUAAAUCCACCGCCCCCGCCAAAGCAGCCAUCCUCUCCGCCCUCGCCGCCUUCGACUCAGACGACGACGAACGCGACGACACCUACGACGCCGCAGACGUAGGGGGGACCGUGGACACCUCCCUCGGGGACGAGAUCCUCCCCGACGGGGCGGAGGCGCACCUCUUCCGUACUUACCAGGCCAACCCCAAGCUCUUCGCCCGGGACAAGGAAUCGAGGCAGCACGCCGAGAGGAUCAGGCUCAGGGCCGAGACGGGCAUGAGCGAUGAGCAGGUUGAGGGGUGGGCGGUGAUGCUGCAGCGGGAUGUGAACCUGCAGAAGAGGCUGCAGAAAAGGUAUGGCGAGUGGAGUGGUGAGCAGGUUGAGAUCCAGAGGACGGGGUGGGUUGCGGGAGAGGAUGAUACGGAUGGUGAUGGGCCUUCGAGAGGAGGUGGGUUUAGGGGCGGUAGGGGACGUGGUGGAAACAGGGGAAGAGGUGGACGUGGUGGUGGUGGAAGGGGUGGUGCUCAGCAAUCUGGAGAGUCGGGACCCCAAGAUGAUGCCGCCAGACGGAGAAAAGAAGCCAACAAGGGCAGCCGAGCCAACCACAACAGACGUGAUCAACGGGCGAAAAAGAUGGCCAGGGGUGGUUUUGCUGGUUAA